Molecule: messenger RNA, 3067 nt
Organism: Egretta garzetta (little egret)
Lineage: Eukaryota; Metazoa; Chordata; Aves; Pelecaniformes; Ardeidae
Gene: DTX3L
Product: deltex E3 ubiquitin ligase 3L
Exons: 4
Coding region: 1-2172 (723 amino acids)
Biological process (GO): protein ubiquitination; Notch signaling pathway
Source: RefSeq, a predicted model, not a curated record
AUGGCCGGCGGGGGCAUCGUCUUGUGCCGCUGGGCUGUGCACGGGCAGGCAAAGGGCUGCUGUGGCUGCUCGUCAAGUUUUCAGGUAACUUUAUCAGCCUUAACUGCCUGUCCCCAAACUACUGCAGAUAAGAAGAAUGUGGAAUCCCGCACGGAUCACAUCUUGGAAAUGGGUGCCAGACACCUGAAGAUAGUCAUCCAGCCGGGAGAAGGGGACCUGAGCAAGAGCCAGUUUACAGAGCAAGCCUCCCCCAGCUACUCCGUCCCUUCCAGCUCUUCCUCACCUCAGCAGGAGGAGCUGGCAGCCAAAGACCAUGGAGACAUGGCGGGGGGAGGUCGUAUCAAAAAAAUAUUUCUCACAGUAUCUGCAACUUUGAAUACCAGUAUGUUCACCGAACAGCAAAGGGAGAAAAUUGCCAUUAUAUGUCCAAACUUAAAAAGAGAAGGAAAUCCUGAUAUUGAUGGCUCUGAGAAAUUGACGGGAGAUUUUACAGAUAUUGAAAAAGCUUAUCGCUACUUUAAGGAUAUCCUUGCAGGCAGUGACCCAAACCACGAUUUUUCACAUUCUGAAAGUAAGAAUGGUUUCAAAGAUGAAAAUUGUCUGAAUACUGAAGAAAUGAAUGAGGUUAUAGUUGUGUCAGCUCUCUAUGAAUAUUUCAGUCAUGCCUGCAAAAUACAAAUCAAGGAACUAUGUGAACGUUUUGAAGUGCGUAUAAGAAGUAAAGAUCAUCACAAUGGAAACACAUCAAUAUGCUUCACUUCUGAUAAAAAUCCUGCAUCAAUACAAGAAGCUAAUGAUCAUUUUAUCAGAACUUUUCAGAAAAGUGUAGGAGAUCUGAAACAGGAAAAAAUUCCCAUACCAAACAGAUACACAUUAAAUGAGACCAUAAUGAUAUUAAAUGCCAGGUUCAGUAAUCUUCUUGCCAAAGAGGAAGGGAAUCAGUUGCUUCUCCGUGGUCCAGCAAGUGAGAUUUCAGCUGCCAAAAAGUUUCUAGUAGAUGAAGGUGAGAACAGCCAAGCUGAAAAGAAUAUGAAAAUAUCAUCUGAACUGUACAAAUACAGGAAUGGAAUCGAAGUUGAUGCUUCUGUGUUUAAAUUGUUGGAAACAAUAUUAAGCAAAGAAAUUGAAGGCUUUAAAGACAAAUUUGAUACGGUAGUAGAAAAGAAAUGCAGUUCGUAUGGCCGGAAAAUGCUCAUAAUAUUUAGACCUAGGGUCAAAACUUCUGAUAUGUCUUCACACGCUACUGAAAGUUUCAUCAAUGCAUUUCAGAGUGCCUCUGCAAUGUUAAAAGAAAAACUCAUCAGCUGGAAGCUUUCAGAAGAUCAGAAGAAAAGAUUAAAUAUGCUACUUAAUGGAAAACAAUUGGAAGAUCUGCAUGUAAAACUUAAGAAGCAGGAAGACAAAUUCAUCUUAAGUGGUUUACCAACCCAUCUCUCUGCUGCUGAAAAGCACAUUAUGAACCUCCUUAACACUGAAGACUCAACACAAACUAAAAAUACGACACCACUGUCCUCUGAUCUCAGCUAUCAAGAAGCUACAGGAGCACCUGAGAAGAAAUACGAUGGCAGGCAAAAGAGUAAUCUUUCUUCCAAAGGACAGUUUAAGGCAAAGACAGAAGAAGAAGAUGAGUGUCCAAUUUGCAUGAGCAGAAUUAAUAAUAAAGAAAUACUGAAAAAGUGCAAUCAUGCAUUUUGCAAAAGUUGCAUCGACAAGGCCAUGACUUAUAAGCAAGCUUGUCCUGUUUGCAAUACUGUCUAUGGAGUCCUGAAAGGAGACCAACCAGAGGGAACAAUGUCAACUAGAGUGACAUCUUCAUCUCUCUCUGGUUACCCCUACUGUGGUACUAUUGAGAUUACAUACAAUAUGCACAGCGGUAUUCAAACUAGCAACCAUCCAAACCCAGGGAAACGUUAUCAUGGAAUUUCUCGAACAGCAUAUUUACCUAACAAUAAGGAAGGGCAAGAAAUUCUGCAGCUCCUCGAACGAGCCUUUAAACAAAAAUUGAUUUUCACGGUGGGGACAUCACGUACUACUGGUGCACAAGGUGUUAUCACAUGGAAUGAUAUUCACCACAAAACCUCCAUGACUGGAGGACCUACCAAUUUUGGUUACCCCGAUCCUGAUUAUCUGCAGCGGGUUCGAUCAGAAUUGAAAGCAAGAGGAAUUGAAUAAAGAAAUUUAUCAACUGUCAGCUCUUACCUGUAAUAACUGAACACAUAGCAAUUAAUUUACUAUCCAGGCACUAAGAAGGAAGAAGCUACUUUGUCAAACUGCUGUACUUGUAUUUCGCAGCUAGCUAAGAAAAGUAAUCUUUUCCCAUCAGACAGUGUAUGUUCUUCUUACACAUCAUCUACUUCCUUGAAUAAUGGUAUGUGUAACCUUUACAGAAUAUCUUGCCGAAUAUCAAAUUGUGUAUCUUAUUUUACCAGUGAAACUGCGCUUUUCCCCACAAGUCUUCAGACUGACCACCAAACCCAAUAAAUCACUACUAGCUUUUAUUCGAUCAAACACUUUACCUUUGUGUUAUUACAUCUGUCAACAUGGAUAGUAUCAUGUAACCCAUCUGCUGGAAGAUUUUUAUGCAGCCAUUACAGUAUCAGCUGUGAUCAGGCUGUGAUCUUUUGCUUCUUUUCCUUUUCGGGGUAGAAAUGGCAUUAGUGGUUUGGGUUUUAAACGUGCAGUUAGCAUGGAUGGGUGGGUGUGUGUGUGUGUGUGUGUGUACAUGGAUGCUGCUGUAUUUUUAACCCCCCCAGAAGUGUUGAAUGCUCAGAGCCGUGUUGGAGCAAAUGGAAAGUAAAGGUGCCUGUGGCCGUCUCUGAUAACAGGGUCCUGGUUGUGUGCCUUCCAUCGUGUUGGAGCUUAAAUACAACUUUUAAGUCAGCUUUGCAACUAUAAAACUAUAUUCUUCCCAUUGCUUCCAAUAUGUGGUUCAAAUUGUAUCAUUAAGAUACUUCUUUGCUACUCUGCACUGUAAUUAGCCUGCUAAUUACCUUUGUGAUGGUGUGGAACAAAUAGCUUUCACUUAAUGCAGCCAUAAUUUUUAGUGAGUUAAACCAUUUUUGUUACG